AUGGCAAGCCGCAGGCCCCAUCAGAGCCAGCAGAUAUCGUCUUCAUCAUCAUCCACUGAGAAAGAAACGUCGUUGGCCGCUGGCGCUGCAAAGACUGCUACCAAGGACUCUGAUGUGACUCCUGCCGUGUCCACGGGAGUCAUCCUCAAACUUCUCGGCUUUACGGUGGCGAUGAUCGUGGCCCCGAUCGGGAUGUAUUUCCUGACGAUUGAUACUGUCUUUAAGGGAAACUCCACCUUCGCUGGCGCUGGGGCCGCCCUCACGGCCAACGUCGUUCUGAUCGCGUACAUCGUCGUGGCAUGGCGAGAAGACCAAGAAGAGGAGCAGAGGCGGAAGGAGAAAAAGACUCAGUGA
Rasamsonia emersonii CBS 393.64 is the source of this 354-nucleotide messenger RNA. RefSeq lists its product as uncharacterized. The transcript has 3 exons. The coding region runs from base 1 to 354 and encodes 117 amino acids. Gene Ontology annotation, biological process: vacuolar proton-transporting V-type ATPase complex assembly. The record is from RefSeq and is a predicted model, not a curated record. NCBI's taxonomy places the organism in Eukaryota, Fungi, Ascomycota, Eurotiomycetes, Eurotiales, Trichocomaceae. Gene Ontology annotation, cellular component: endoplasmic reticulum membrane.